GCGGAGCACUGCCUGUAGCGCUGACAGACUUCAGGAAGACUCCCCGGAUGACCUUGCUGUUGAGCGCAGAACACAAACAAAACACCGAGCAGGGGAAAUAUGACAGUCCCAAGUUUAGCAGCGAUGCCCGCGUUACCCACAUCGGGAUUCACGCUAUCGAAAGAGCACUUCGUGGUGGCCGUGCCGGUCGCAGUGGUUGCAGCCGUCGGAGGUUUCCUGGUCAGCCAUUACCUGAGCGGGCGCAGCUGUAAAAAGGGCCAGGUGAACACGUCCAUCUGUAAAGAUAGCCCCAAAGUGGUCCACAGCUUCGACAUGGAGGACAUCGGCACCAAGGCCGUGUACUGCCGCUGCUGGAAGUCAAAGAAGUUCCCGUACUGCGACGGAGCCCACGCCAAACACAACGAUGAGACCGGGGACAACGUCGGGCCGCUCAUCAUCAAGAAGAGGGACGAUUAAGCCACCGGGUCGAUGAAACCUCAACCCUCCCUCUCUCAUGCGCUCAGUUUGUCCAAUCAUUUACAAUCAUCAUCGCUGCCACCACAGUGUCAACAGCGACGGGUACGGUUUGACGCUGUCGCAAUGCCCAACAGAACAGAAACCCAGAGAGCGCAGACAAGGUUGUGAAUUAAUAUUUCCCGCCGUUUCUACAUUAGAACUUUGAGGAGAGAUUCGGAAGGGACUUUGACAAUCGGAUGUUUGCAUCUUCCCCAACUCAAUGUGAAGAGUUUAGAUCAAAUUCACACCGGAUAUACACCAUGCAGGCGUUUUACCUUCCUGUCUGUUGUCACCUGUGCCCCUUCCCCUCCCCUUCCUUCUCGACUCCCAUGGGUGUGGAGCAGGUGGUUGAACCCUGAUUACUGGCAGCUCUUUGCCUCAGCCGGCCCAACGUUUCAUUUGAAUUCAGCCAAGGCCUUGUAUUUAAACCUACAGCCCACGCCCCAGAGUCUGGAUUCACACAACCCAUAUGUAUGCUACGUGUUAUGAUUUUUGCACUAAGAGCUGCUUUGAUAAAUAACAUGGAAGCUGUUUUUUCUUUCAAUGAAAUAAUUCUCUCCAGCCAUAAGACGCGUUGAAACACUAUAUCUUGCCGUUUGUAAUCGGUUACUGUCUGCUUUCUGAGGAAAUUUGUAUUUAGUCUGUAUAGUGUUCAAAUACGAUCGAUAUAGUUUGCUUUUUCAUUAGAUUUGUUUUCUACUGGCUGCUGCGUUUCUGACUCGAUUCGUUGUUCUGUACAUUGUGAAUAAAACUCAUCGAGUGAUCUGA
This is a messenger RNA of Anarrhichthys ocellatus (wolf-eel), 1263 nucleotides long. Its product is annotated as CDGSH iron-sulfur domain-containing protein 1. Gene Ontology annotation, molecular function: 2 iron, 2 sulfur cluster binding. Gene Ontology annotation, cellular component: intracellular membrane-bounded organelle; mitochondrial outer membrane. The record is from RefSeq and is a predicted model, not a curated record. The coding region runs from base 100 to 456 and encodes 118 amino acids. NCBI's taxonomy places the organism in Eukaryota, Metazoa, Chordata, Actinopteri, Perciformes, Anarhichadidae. Gene Ontology annotation, biological process: regulation of autophagy. The transcript is spliced from 3 exons.